Messenger RNA from Cornus florida, 3104 nucleotides. Its product is annotated as BEL1-like homeodomain protein 4. Bases 458 to 2845 code for a protein of 795 amino acids. The record is from RefSeq and is a predicted model, not a curated record. Gene Ontology annotation, molecular function: RNA polymerase II cis-regulatory region sequence-specific DNA binding; DNA-binding transcription factor activity, RNA polymerase II-specific. NCBI's taxonomy places the organism in Eukaryota, Viridiplantae, Streptophyta, Magnoliopsida, Cornales, Cornaceae. The transcript has 5 exons. Gene Ontology annotation, biological process: regulation of transcription by RNA polymerase II.
UUGUAUGAAAAGGAGGUGUAGGGAAUAAGAACAGCGACCCCUUCUCUUCUCAGCUUCUUUCCUCUCUCUUUGGGUUGUGUUUUUUGCGACACACAGAGAGAGAUUUCAGUUCUCAAGCCACCAUACCAUAUAUUUAUAUAUAUAUAUAUAUAUAUAUAUAUAUAUUUUUUUUUGUAUCUCUCUCUUUCCAGAAGGCGAUGGCAUAGAGCACCCACACACACAGCGAAGAAGAAAGAUAGAGAGAGAAAGAGAAAGAUAGAGAGAGAAGAAACAGACAGACACAGAGACAACAGUCUGAGAAAGAAAAAAGAAUUCAAGAGGGCUUUCAAUCCCAAGAGAAAACGAUGUCUGAGAGCUUUGCACCCUUUUAAGCCCUGCAACUCUUAGAGCUGAGAAAUAAGGAGGUGGGUGUUGUGAGGUGGAAGAUAGAAAUGAUAAUGAAGAAGAAGACACUAAUAUGGGAAUAGCAACACUGCCACCACCACCACCACCACCACUUCAAUCUGUUGUUUUUCAUUCAAGAAAUCACCACCCAAUUCAAAUCUCAGACAGUCCCAAUUCUACAAAUUCUAUGUCCCAAGACUAUCAUCAUCAAGGUAUUUUCAGUUUCCCGAAUGGGUUCGAGAGAUCACAACAAGAACACCACCACCACCAACACAUAGCACAGCAGAUCCGAAGGGACAGUAAUAAACUAAGGGUCCAAGGAUUCGAGCAGCCACCGCCCCCACCACUGCCGCCGCCAUUCGUUCAGCUAGAACAAGAAGACUCCGGUGGGCUUCCGGUGUACGAGUCAGCCGGAAUGUUAUCCGAGAUGUUCAAUUUCCCUUCCGGGACCACCACGGCCCCGGAAUUGCUUGACAACCAGAUGGGUACUAGUUACCGGAACCCCCGGCAACCACCGGCAGCCGCCGAGUGGUAUGCAAACAGACAAGAGGCGGUUGUGGGUGGUUUGGGCGAGGAUUCAAAGAAUCAAAACUUUCUCAAUAACCAUCAUCAUCACCAACAUAGUCAGAUUUCGAGCAUUAAUACGGACUCAGCAGCUGCCAUGCAGCUUUUUCUCAUGAACCCACAAACUACAGUUAGGUCACCGUCACCAUCCCCUUCUCAUCAUCCUACACAACCACCAUCUUCAACACUUCACAUGCUGCUUCCGAGCCCAUCAAACACUUCCACUCCACAAGGUUUUCAUCAUAACACUGUUGGGGGUUUUGGUCCAUCCCAAUCACAAUUCACUUGGGUUCAUGAUAGUGGUGGACAUGAAGGAGGUACUACUAGUACUAUUACUGCCACUGGAGCCCAUGAAGGACAAGGGCUUUCAUUGUCGUUGUCGUCCUCGUUGCAGCACUUGGAAGGGGCUAAAGCUGAGGAAUUGAGGAUGGGUGAUGGUGGGAUGUUGUUUUUCAAUCAAGCAGGUGGAGGAGGAGGGUCAACUUCUGCUGAUCAUCAUAAUCAGUAUAUGUACAAGAAUUUGGGUGGUUUGGGUCAUCAGAACCAUCAUCACCAGACACUGCAUUUGCAAGGUGGAGUGGUGGGUCAGAACCACCAUCAGUUCCAUGUUGGGUAUGGGUCUUCAAUAGGGGCAGUCAAUGUUCUCAGGAAUUCUAAGUAUGUGAAGGCUGCACAAGAAUUGUUGGAGGAGUUUUGUAGUGUUGGGAGGGGUCAGUUCAAGAAGAACAAGUUUGGCAGACAUAACACAAACCCUAAUUCUAAUCCAAGUGGUGGUGGUGGUGGUGGUGGUUCUGGCGGCGGCGGUGCUUCUACAUCUUCUUCAAAGGAUCUCCCUCAUUUGUCAGCUGCUGAUAGGAAUGAACACCAGAGAAGAAAGGUCAAACUUCUAUCAAUGCUUGAUGAGCAGGUGGAUCGAAGAUACAACCAUUACUGCGAACAAAUGCAAACGGUAGUGACUUCAUUUGAUUUGGUAAUGGGGUUUGGAUCUGCAUUGCCAUACACUGCCUUGGCACAGAAGGCGAUGUCUCGGCAUUUCCGGUGUCUAAAGGAUGCCAUAGCAGCACAGUUGAAGCAUAGUUGUGAGGCUUUGGGGGAGAAAGAUGCAGGUACUUCUGGGGUGACCAAAGGAGAGACUCCGAGGCUUAAGCUGCUUGAGCAAAGCCUGAGACAGCAAAGAGCAUUCCAUCAGAUGGGGUUGAUGGAACAAGAAGCUUGGAGACCACAAAGAGGCUUGCCUGAACGUUCUGUCAGCAUUUUGAGAGCCUGGCUAUUUGAGCAUUUCCUUCACCCGUACCCAAGUGAUGCAGACAAGCAUCUAUUGGCUCGACAGACCGGUCUAUCAAGAAACCAGGUAUCAAACUGGUUCAUUAACGCGAGGGUCCGGUUGUGGAAACCCAUGGUGGAAGAGAUGUACCAGCAAGAAGCCAAAGAAGAGGAAGGUAGUGGGGAUAGAGAGAGGAGCCAAAACAGUAACUUUACACAAACCCCAACUAUUACUACCCCAACCACAACAACAACAGCUGCUGCUACAGACACACCAACUGUAUCGACAACAACAACGACAAUUACAGCCACCGCAGCAAGCAAAAGAUCCCAAAUCAAUGCAUUCGACAACGACCCUUCACUCAUCACAAUCAAUAGUACCACACAUUGCUUCUCAGAAAACCAACCCAGACUACCCCCCACCACCACCACCUCCACUAUCUCCACCACCACUCCCGCCGCCGGCGAGGUGCAUUUCCCGCCACAUUGCAUGGUUGGGGCUGACGGCAACAUGUCGACGUUGAUCCGGUUUGGGACCAAUGCAGGGGACGUGUCGCUCACGCUAGGCCUUCGCCAUGCUGGAAACUUGCCGGAGAAUAACCCUUUCUCUGUUAGAGACUUUGGGGGAUUAUAGUUUAAUUAAUUAAAUUAUAUACAAUGUGACUAGCUAUCUAAUUUUGUUAUAUAUAUUCAUACAUAAUGAGAGAGAAGUAGCAUUAAAGUUAGCUAGUAAAGUGAGGUCUAUUAUAAUUGUAUAGUGGAGUACACUGUUCUGCUUAUAUCACUUUCUUAGAUUGGAAGCUCUGAGCUUACUCUUAAUUUGUACUGAAAGGUGAUAAUUUAUUUUAAUUGGUUAUGUUGCUUAUAUAUAAUUACAGAUUUCUCCAAGGCAA